Molecule: messenger RNA, 1515 nt
Organism: Cordyceps fumosorosea ARSEF 2679
Lineage: Eukaryota; Fungi; Ascomycota; Sordariomycetes; Hypocreales; Cordycipitaceae
Product: phospho-2-dehydro-3-deoxyheptonate aldolase
Exons: 2
Coding region: 1-1515 (504 amino acids)
Biological process (GO): aromatic amino acid biosynthetic process
Molecular function (GO): 3-deoxy-7-phosphoheptulonate synthase activity
Source: RefSeq, a predicted model, not a curated record
AUGGCUUCUGCACCACCAACCCACAUCCCCGCAUCGACAACGCUGCCCCUCGAUGCCGCCGCCGCCGCCGCCGCCUGGAAGCCCGAUUCCUGGCGCGCCAAGCCCAUUAAGCAGUCGCCCGCCUACCCGGAUGAGGUCAAGCUGCGGCGGUCCGUCGCGGAGCUCGGCCGCAUGCCGCCUCUCGUGCACCCGUCCGAGAUUGACGCGCUGCGGGCGCACCUGCGCGACGUGGCCGAGGGCAAGGCCUUCCUGCUCCAGGGCGGCGACUGCGCCGAGCUCUUCGACUACUGCCAGCAGGAGGCCAUCGAGUCCAAGAUCAAGCUGCUGCUGCAGAUGAGCGUCGUCCUCAUCUGGGGCACCAACAAGCGCGUCGUUCGCAUCGGCCGCAUGGCCGGCCAGUACGCCAAGCCGCGCUCCAGCCCGACCGAAAUCGUCAACGGCCGUGAGAUCCCGAGCUUCCGCGGCGACAUCCUCAACGGCUACCACGAGGAUGAGCGCGAGAUUGACCCUAAUCGUCUUCUAAAGGCGUAUCACCACUCCGCGGCCACCCUCAACUUCAUCCGCUCCGCAAUCGCCUCCGGCAUCGCCGAUCUCCGCCACCCCUUCGACUGGGGCCUGGGCCAUGUCCGCGACCCCGUCCUCAAGGAAAAGUACUCCGAAAUCGCCCGGAGCAUCCAGCAGACUCUACGCUUCCUGCACGUCAUCAACGCGCGCCCCGACGAGCUGGAGACGGUCGACAUCUUCACCUCCCACGAGGGCCUGCUCCUCGAGUACGAGGAGGCCCUCACCCGGCACCUGCCCAAGCCCGUGUCGCACUCGCCCGGCAACAGCCGCAUCGCCACGCCGCUGACGCGCUCGCCACGCCUCGGCAGCGUCGCAGAUCCCAGCGCCGCCAGCGCCCCCAAGACGCACGACUACUACGACACGUCGGCGCACUUCCUGUGGAUCGGAGACCGCACGCGGCAGCUCGACCACGCGCACGUCGAGUUCUUCCGGGGCGUCGCCAACCCGGUCGGCGUCAAGGUGGGGCCGAGCACGCCCGCGGCGGACCUGCUCUCGCUACUACGCGCGCUCAACCCGCGGCGCGAGCCCGGCAAGGUGACGCUGAUCACGCGGUACGGCGCAGCGCGGGUGGCGGAGCUGCUGCCGCUGCACGUGCGCGCCGUGGAGGGUUCCGAGUACAAGGGCUGCGUGGUUUGGCAGUGCGACCCGAUGCACGGCAACACGCUGUCGACGGGCACGGGCAUCAAGACGCGCCGCUUCAACGACAUCUACCGCGAGCUGCAGGAGUCGCUGCGCAUCCACCGCGAGCAGGGCAGCGUGCUGGGUGGCGUGCACCUGGAGCUGACGGGCGACGCGGUGACGGAGUGCCUGGGUGGGAGCGAGGGGCUCGACGAGGACGACCUGUCGACGAAUUACACGUCGUUUUGCGACCCGCGCCUGAACGAGAAGCAGGCGCUCGAGCUGGCGUUCUUGAUCGCGGACCACUUCUCCAAGGAGGCCAAGAAGGCAUGA